CAACAAGGUCAGCGGUCAGUUUUGAAUUUUGAAAGGAUGAUGUAGUGGGUUGUUUUCCGUGUACGGAUAUAAAGCAUCUUAUCAAAACUUACCAUUGAUUCUAAAUCUAACAGUUCUUGAAUCAUGUCUGCCACAUCCUCGUCCAGUGCUAUCUUUUGCAAUCCAUUUUAUUAUUUGGAAGCGAUGAAACAUAAACAUGCGGACGUUUUCAAUGACUGGUGUUGUACAGAGCUGUCACAUGUAUUAGAUUUCAAAGGCACGCAGAGUGUUGGAGAUGUAUUGCUCGGUAAUACUGAAAUCAAAUAUCCAAGAAACUCUAUGAAGAAGUUCAAAGGUCAGAAAAGACGAAUUCUUGGAGGAGUUUUUGGAGCGCCAUUAACUGCUGAAGGCUAUUGUCAAGCCAAAGUACUGACAGAAGUACCUUAGAAAGCAUCUUCACAUUGAAGGUAUUUUCCGAGUUCCUGGGAAUGCUGAAAGACAGAGGUUGUUAAAAGAGAAGAUAAUAGCGAGUGAGAUACUUGACUUAGAUACAGAUAUUUUCACUCCUCAUGAUGUAGCAUGUGUGUUGAAAACAUUCCUUGGUGAACUGCCUGAACCACUAUUAUCAGACAAACAGUUCCAAGCACAAGUACAAGCAGCAGAUUUAACUUACAAGUUAGAAGAAUAUAAGCCAGCAGCCAUGAGUGAAGAGAAUUUACAGAAAUGGAGAGAUAAACGAAAACAAGACCACAUCACAUCCCUGACAUAUUUAUUUUUAAUGUUGCCGAGUCACAGCUAUAAACUAUUGCAGGAGUUGUUGGAACUGCUUUAUUUGGCUGCUAAAGAACAGACUCAUAAUAAAAUGACAGCAUAUAAUCUUGGGGUUAUGUUUGCACCUCAUGUGUUAUGGCCAAGAUAUUUUACUACAGAUGAUGUCAGAGAUCAAAAUUUUGUCAACAAAUUGAAUAAAGGUGUGGAGUUUAUGAUAAAAUAUUCUCAGAAGAUUUUUAGGGUACCACCACUUUUACUCGCUAAAUGUGAAGCUCAUAUCAAGAAUGAAUCAUUACAACACAAUCAGAAUGAGUUGAAAAACCUUCAAGACACUCAAGAUGGCCCCAUUAUAAGUAAUCCACAAAGUGCCAAUGUCCGUGUGAAAACUCGUCAUACAACGGAAGACGCACUGGGAAAGUUAUUCGAUGGAGUUAAAAGUAUGGAACCAAGUGCAAAGAGGAGAAAACUGAUGAAAAAUUUUGCCAAGAACUGUCACAUGCCUGGUACACCAGAAAGCGUUAGAGAUGAUGCUGCUAGAUUCAUGAGAGAGAAAAAACACAGUCGGAGUAAAUCGUUUGGUGGCGUCAUCAAGAAACACAUAGUUACACCUUUCAACAAAAAGCAAAGAAAAAACCGGCCAGGAUCACCCCCAGCAACAACAGCUGCCCCUAGAAGUCGGAUGAUAUUGCAUGAUGAUACAACUAACUCACCAAAUCGUCAUUACAUCAUCCAUUUCCCCUAAACACAAACGCGAUACUUUGAUCCUUCGACUAUUUCACGAUGAUGGCACGCCAGAAAAAUCUGCAAGUCCUAAAACUAGUGUACCGAGACAGGUGAUUUCAACCUCUAAACCUCCACUGCAAACACAUAAUCUUUAAGAAUGUAUAACGCUAUAUACGAAUGAUGAAAUACUCAACACUGCCAUCAACUCGUACAUAAAUGCACUACCAGUAUGCACAUUUGUGCAGCAUUUGGUCCAAAGGGUGUAUUCUGCUGAAUCUCUGUUCAUCCAAUGGUUGCAGUUUUUAAACAAGAUACACCAUCAAUUUUGCAUUUGAAGUGUCUACUGCUUAACAAGCCUUAGACCAUGUAGUUAACACAGAGUACUGUCCACAAGCUCAUUAUUCCAAGUAAAAAUACAGUACUUGUACUGUUGAAAUAUUCUAUUUUAGUUUCCAAAAGUCUCGGUGAGAUACACAUUGUGCGAGUGGUAGUG
Molecule: messenger RNA, 1966 nt
Organism: Saccoglossus kowalevskii
Lineage: Eukaryota; Metazoa; Hemichordata; Enteropneusta; Harrimaniidae
Product: rho GTPase-activating protein 19-like
Biological process (GO): signal transduction; regulation of small GTPase mediated signal transduction
Cellular component (GO): cytoplasm
Molecular function (GO): GTPase activator activity
Source: RefSeq, a predicted model, not a curated record